AUGUCUGCUUGUAAUACCUUUACUGAACACGUUUGGAAACCUGGUGAAUGCAAGAACUGCUUUAAACCUAAAAGUUUACACCAGCUGCCCCCAGACCCUGAGAAGGCACCCAUCACCCAUGGCAAUAAAACUAAUGCCAACCACAGUAACAACCACCGAAUCAGGAACACUGGAAACUUCCGGCCUCCUGUGGCUAAAAAACCCACCAUCGCUGUGAAGCCGACUAUGAUGGUGGCAGAUGGGCAAAGUGUGUGUGGUGAGCUUAGUAUACAAGAACACUGUGAGAAUAAACCUGUCGUCAUAGGAUGGAACCGAAACAGGAUGGCCUUGAAUCAGAAACCACUUAAUAAUAAUAAUGAAGAUGAUGUUGAAGGAUUUAGCCAUGUCCCUAAACCUUAUGGGAAUAACGAUAGUGCAAAGAAGAUUUCAAAUAACAAUAAUGGACUAACUGAGGUAUUAAAGGAGAUAGCAGGCUUGGAUACCACCCCUCAAAUAAAAGAAAAUGAGACUAACUCCAGAGAGACAUUCUUAGGAAGAAUAAAUGAUUGCUAUAAACGAUCCCUGGAAAGGAAGCUUCCACCAAGUUGCAUGAUGGGUGGGAUGAAGGAUACUCAGGGCAAGCACGUUAUUCUGAGUGGGAGCACAGAAGUGAUCAGUAAUGAAGGGGGUCGAUUCUGUUACCCAGAGUUUUCUAGUGGUGAAGAGAGCGAGGAAGAUGUGCUUUUGAGUAACAUGGAGGAGGAGCACGAGAGCUGGGAUGAAAGUGAUGAGGAACUGCUGGCCAUGGAGAUUCGCAUGAGAGGGCAACCUCGCUUUGCCAACUUUCGGGCAAACACUUUGUCUCCAGUGCGAUUCUUCGUGGACAAAAAAUGGAAUACCGUCCCCCUGCGAAAUAAAUCUCUGCAAAGAAUCUGUGCUGUAGACUAUGAUGACAGUUAUGAUGAAAUCCUGAAUGGUUAUGAAGAGAAUUCUGUGGUCUCCUAUGGACCAGGAAGCACUCAGAGCAUGGUGUCAUCCGACUCCACAUCCCCAGAUUCCUCUUUAACAGAAGAAUCACGUUCUGAGACAGCCAGCAGUUUAUCCCAGAAGAUCUGUAAUGGGGGAAUUGCUCCUGGUAACCCGGGAGAUUCUAAGGACUUGAAGGAAAGUGAGCCCAAUUAUGAAAGCCUCUCUGGUAAUGAUCAGGAGAAGGACUCCUCACAAGCCUCUAAAAGCUCAGCAAAAGUUCCAGAGACACACAAAGCAGUCCUUGCUCUCCGAUUAGAAGAGAAGGAUGGCAAGAUUGCCGUACAGACUGAGAAGCCAGAAAGUAAAGCCUCUACAGAUAUUGCUGGGCAGGCAGUAACCAUAAACCUUGUUCCUGUGGAAGAGCAAGCAAAGCCCUACCGAGUUGUGAAUCUGGAGCAGCCUUUGUGCAAGCCGUAUACUGUCGUGGAUGUGUCAGCAGCUAUGGCCAGUGAGCACCUUGAGGGCCAUGCUAAUAGUCCCAAGACUAAAAGCUCAUCUUCUACUCCAAACUCUCCGGUGACAUCACCUGCACUGACAUCAGGACACAUAAGUGCCCAUUUCCAAAAAUCCAGUGCCAUUCGCUACCAGGAAGUAUGGACUUCCAGCACCAGUCCACGACAGAAGAUACCUAAGGUGGAGUUAAUCAGCAGUGGGACUGGACCGAAUGUCCCUCCAAGGAAAAUCUGUCACAAAUCAGCACCUACUUCACCCACAGCUACAAAUGUUUCCUCCAAAACCAUCCCUGUGAAGUCACCCAAUUUGUCUGAAAUAAAAUUUAACAGUUAUAACAAUGCUGGUAUGCCACCUUUUCCAAUUAUUAUUCAUGAUGAGCCAACUUAUGCUCGGAGUUCCAAAAAUGCUAUCAAAGUUCCCAUUGUAAUCAAUCCAAAUGCGUAUGACAAUCUAGCCAUUUACAAGAGUUUUCUCGGAACCAGUGGAGAACUUUCAGUGAAGGAGAAAACCACAAGUGUAAUAAGCCACACUUAUGAAGAAAUAGAGACUGAGAGCAAAGCGUCUGAUAACACUACUAGCAAACCCACUGAAUGUCCCCAAGCUAAAGGGUUUUCAAACAGCACAGAGCGUAAAAGGGGCUCAGUGGCUCAGAAGGUUCAGGAGUUUAACAGCUGUCUUAACAGAAGUCAGUCUUCACCACAGAGAAGCUACAGUUCUAGCCACAGCUCCCCAACAAAGCUCCAGAGAACCACUCAAGAACCUGUGGCCAAAACAGAAAGCACUCAGGAGCCUCAGGUGGUGGGCAGUGUCAGUAGCACCCGAGAGAAAGCAAGCACCGUGCUUUCUCAGAUUGUGGCUUCUAUCCAGCCCCCACAGUCUCCUCCAGAAAUGCCCCAGUCUGGCCCUAAAGCUUGCAGUGUGGAAGAGCUUUAUGCAGUUCCUCCUGAUGCCGGUGCUGCUAAGACUACACCCAAGAGUACACCGGUGCGCCCCAAAUCUCUCUUCACGUCCCAGCCCAGUGCUGAGGCUGAAGCACCUCAGACCACAGAAAGUCCUACCACCAAACCACAGAAAGAUCCACUCACAAAGCCGGUCGCCACCCCUCCCUCCAAAUUAGUGACGAACCCCCAAAGCGAGCCAACAGCCCCCUUUCCCCCACCACGCUCGACCUCCUCCCCUUACCAUGCAAGUAACCUUUUGCAGAGGCAUUUCACCAACUGGACCAAGCCAACCAGCCCGACCAGGUCAACCGAAGCUGAAUCAGUUUUGCACUCUGAAGGCAGCAGGAGGGCAGCUGAUGCAAAACCUAAACGCUGGAUCUCAUUUAAAAGUUUCUUCCGCCGUCGGAAAACAGACGAGGAGGACGACAAAGAGAAAGACCGGGAGAAAGGGAAACUGGUGGGCCUGGAUGGCACAGUCAUCCACAUGCUGCCACCUCCUCCAGUACAGCGCCAUCACUGGUUCACAGAGGCAAAAGGAGAAUCCAGCGAGAAGCCAGCCAUUGUCUUCAUGUACAGGUGCGACCCUGCCCAAGGCCAGCUCAGCAUAGAUCAGGGCAAAGCCAGGGCAGAGCAGUCAGCAGUCACAGAGAAGGGUGGAGCAGAGGAGGGGUCACUGCAGGACUCAGAGAAGAAGAAAAGGAAUCAUUCAUCUCCAUCACAGAUUCCUAAGAAAAUUCUCAGUCACGUGACUCAUGAAGUGACAGAGGAUUUUUCUCCUCGGGAUCCAAGAACUGUUGUUGUGAAGCAAGAUGGCGGGGGCUGCACUUCAGUCACACCAGCAUUGCACCUACCUGAACUGGAAAGAGAAGAGGAAAAAGAGGACAUUUCAGAUCCUCUGGACCUGAAUCCCUGUAGUGCAACAUACAGCAAUUUAGGACAAUCUAGAGCAGCCAUGAUACCUCCCAAGCAUCCACGGCAGCCUAAGGGAGCUUUGGAUGAUGCCAUCGCCUUUGGCGGGAAAACAGACCAAGAAGCACCUAACGCUUUGCAACCAACACCACCCCCACUGCCAAAGAAAAUGAUUAUAAGAGCCAAUACAGAGCCACUCUCCAAAGACCUCCAAAAGUCCCUGGAAACUACCCUUUGUGUCAUGGCUAAUCCCACCUACGAUAUCGACCCCAGCUGGGAUGCCAGCAGUGCUGGCUCCUCAGUCAGCUAUGAACUCAAGGGACUAGACGCUGAGUCUUAUGACUCCUUGGAGAGACCUUUGCACAAGGAGAGACGUGUGCCCUCAGCAGCAAACAGCAUCUCCAGCCUAACCACUCUCAGUAUUAAGGAUAGGUUUUCCAACAGCACAGAGUCCCUGUCCAGCCGGCGGGGUCCCUCCGGUAGACAGGCCCGGAGUAUCCAGAAGCCACAGAGACAAGCACUUUAUCGAGGACUUGAGAAUCGUGAAGAAGUGGUGGGUAAAAUCCGGAGCCUUCAUACAGAUGCUUUGAAGAAACUGGCUGUUAAAUGUGAAGACCUCUUCAUGGCUGGGCAGAAAGACCAACUCCGUUUUGGGGUAGACAGCUGGUCAGACUUCAGGCUGACCAGUGACAAGCCAUGCUGUGAGGCUGGUGAUGCAGUUUACUAUACAGCUUCAUAUGCAAAAGAUCCACUUAACAACUAUGCAGUCAAGAUCUGUAAGAGCAAAGCUAAGGAAUCGCAGCAAUAUUACCACAGCUUGGCUAUCCGGCAGAGUCUGGCUGUCCAUUUUAACAUCCAGCAGGACUGCGGUCACUUCCUUGCCGAAGUUCCUAAGCGCCUGCUUCCCUGGGAGGAUCCCGACGCCCCCGAAGAGGAAGAGGAUGACAUGGAAGCAACGGAAGAGGUGAAAGGAGAAGCUGAUGGGAAGAGCCCAGACCUGGGCUCCGAAGCAGAGUCGUCGUCCCACAAAGAAAGCCAGGCAGUCGUCAGCAGGAAGCAGAGGAGCCACGUUGUGGUCAUCACCAGAGAGGUUCCCUGUCUCACAGUGGCUGACUUUGUGCGCGACUCCCUGGCACAGCAUGGGAAAAGCCCGGAUGCAUACGAGAGGCAAGUGUGUCUGCUGCUUCUGCAGCUGUGCUCGGGCCUGGAGCACCUCAAACCCUACCACGUCACCCACUGCGAUCUGCGUCUGGAGAACCUGCUGCUCGUCCACUACCAGCCCGGGGGGCCCACCCAGGGCCUGGGGCCCGCAGAGCCUAGCCCCACCCCAUCCUGUCCCACGAGGCUCAUCGUCAGCAACUUCUCCCAGGCCAAGCAGAAGAGCCAUUUGGUAGACCCUGAGAUCCUCCGGGACCAGUCCCGCCUCGCCCCGGAGAUCAUCACGGCUACGCAAUAUAAAAAGUGUGAUGAGUUCCAGACAGGCAUCCUCAUCUACGAGAUGCUGCACCUGCCCAACCCUUUUGAUGAGAACCCAGAGCUGAAGGAAAAGGAGUACACUCGAGCCGACCUGCCCCGCAUCCCACUCCGCUCCCCCUAUUCCCGGGGCCUGCAGCAGCUGGCCAGCUGCCUCCUGAAUCCCAACCCUUCUGAGCGGAUCCUCAUUUCAGAUGCCAAAGGCAUCCUCCAGUGUCUGCUCUGGGGUCCCCGGGAAGAUCUCUUCCAGACUUUCACUGCCUCUCCCAGCCCUGGUCACAGAAAUACCCUGCUCCAGAACUGGCUGGACAUCAAGCGCACACUGCUCAUGAUCAAGUUUGCCGAGAAGUCCCUGGACCGGGAGGCUGGCGUCAGCCUGGAGGACUGGCUUUGUGCUCAGUAUCUGGCUUUUGCCACUCCGGACUCUCUCAGCUGUAUUGUGAAAAUCCUGCAGCCCCGUUAA
Messenger RNA from Rangifer tarandus platyrhynchus (Svalbard reindeer), 5247 nucleotides. The record is from the annotation of a GenBank genome assembly. Lineage: Eukaryota; Metazoa; Chordata; Mammalia; Artiodactyla; Cervidae.